AUGGAUAAAGCUGGCAGUAAAUUGAGAGGCAAGACAAAAUCUACUCAUCGCACAACGUGGCGGGGCAAGCAGAUCACAGAGUUUGAGUCGAGGGUGUACGAGAUCAUUUCAACGAUCCCAGCGGGCAAAGUGAGCACUUACGGUGGCGUAGCUCGCAUGCUUCACUCUGGACCACGAUGCGUCGGUCAAGCUUUGCGCAAGAAUCCGUUUGCGCCUGAGGUGCCGUGUCACCGCGUUGUCACGACUUCACUUGACAUUGGCGGCUUCCAGGGCACAACUGGCGAGGAUUCGUCAUGUGUCCAAAAGAAGCGGACGCUGUUGGCAAAAGAAGGUGUCGUGUUCACGACAGAGCACAAGAUCGAUGCUGCUUGCCUGCACGAGUUCGACUGA
Molecule: messenger RNA, 390 nt
Organism: Peronospora matthiolae
Lineage: Eukaryota; Oomycota; Peronosporomycetes; Peronosporales; Peronosporaceae
Source: the annotation of a GenBank genome assembly